AUACAUUCAAGGUCAUCGUCAACUCAACUAGUCGUGCCAUGUGUGUGUGUAAGGCUUGUUAUUCUCUAAAGUUCUUUGCUAGGUUUAGAAGCUUUCAAAGAUUCCCUCAAGUAUCACUUCCCUGGGUUAAAUGAAGAUAGUCUUAAUUUGGCACUGAAGGGUAUCGCUGGAAAAGACGACCUCCAAACUUAUAAUUGGGUUAGGUUUGCCACAGCCUAUCUCCAACCAGAGUGUGAUUUUGUCUGGGCUGGAAAGGAGAUUGACAAAGCACUUGUUAAUUCCACGUAUAUCAACGGCAGUGAGUUUUCCUUAUCCGAUUUAGCUAUUUGGGCUUUUCUAGAAAGUAAGUUCACGGAACAAUUUUUCUGCUUUGUUUUAUACGUACUAUGGCACCCUAGUCUCUAAUUCUUUAGCUGUGCUUCGUUAUAUUAUUGCAGUAUUACUAGGUGGUUACGGAAUAAAAUGCGAAUUUCGUAUGUAAUUGGUAAAUGACGUUACCUUCAAGAAGUACUGCGAGUGGUAGCCCUGUUGAGAAAACACCAGUUUUAUACACUAGUAGUGCUGAUGGGACUUUCUAAAUAGUAUAAGAUUUUUAAAACUCAUAAGAACAAUUCCGUCGCCUUCGUGUAUAAGUCGACGGUCAUUAUUAUUGCUAACGAACACACGACUAUGCAACCAAAAACUUUCCUUCACUAGUUCUGUCAGUAGCUGUGUCAUUAAGCCCCACCUGUCGGAAAGUCAUAGUUUGAGCCUCCCUGUAAAACCAUUUACAGUAGAGAGUAUUUAUAUUCUAAACAAGUACGACAAACCUGAACCGUGACGAUUGUAUGUUUUUGUGCGAAUAUUCUCUGUCAGUAAGAGGUUAUAUAAUUGGUUUCUCUAUAGUCUACCUAGUGGCCUUGAUUUGUACUUAGUAGUUUAAGAAUGAGAUUAUCGAUAUGUUUACAAAAGGCUCAUGCAUUGUUAAUGUCUAUGAAACAAGCGUUUAAGCUGUAUCCAUUUUCUCCUAUAAAAUUCAAUGCAUUUUGUAGAAGCAGUAACUUCUUAAUUGAAAUGUUUGUUAAAUGCUGACCUAAUUAGACGGAGCUUCGUGUUUUUGGUCAUAUAUCUUUGGAGCGUUGUGUGAGUAAUACUAAGAUUAGGCAUAUCCUGCUUUUCAGAAACGCUAAAUCUUCCGAUAAAGCUGUAAUCCGUCAUCAGCUCUAAUUAAGAUAAGCCAACCACACCAUGACUUCAUCUACUUUGACGUCCCAUACCAUCUAGCACGCUAGUUGGUUGACGAAAAGCAAUAAAAAGUCAAACGCUAGGAUUUGGUGUAUGAUAUCGUUGACUUAUUAUUAUUAUUAUUAUUAUAAGCUUUAUUCAACAUUAUAUUUGUGGUACACUAUUGAAUUCUCAGCAUAAAGUAUUUCAACAAGUUUCUUUUUCUUAUAUCUUGAUCGAUCCUGACGAUAAAUACUGAGUGAUGGCCAGUUAGAUGUUAGGAGUUCGAUAAUCGACAUCUGAAUAAUGUUCAUUCGUUUCAAUGCAUAUUGCAAGCCACCAUGAUGUCUCUGGUUGUACCUUUUUGUAAUCCCUACAGCGAAAGGUUGUAAACUUUUCGUAAACGCGCCUGAAUAGGUUGUGAGCUCAAUAGACAUAAUAGUGUGUUAAAACAAACAAGAAAACAGAUAACUUGACGAAAUAUCUAGAUGGGAGGAACAGGUAGCCCAGAUAUUCAAGCAGGCCGCGUUGUUGGUCUAAGCUAUUAUGUGAGGCUCAGACUUUUUAUUUAAGGUCCGCGAAUUAGUUGUAACCCAUUGUUGAAGAAUUUAGGUGAUCUGGCUCAAAUUCGAUCACAGUGACAUGAAUGGAUUCAUUGUUCUUAUUCCCUUGGAUUUUGGGCUUCAAUGUCGUUUUUACUCUUCACUAUCAGUUUUUUUAGUCCCAAAACCUAUUGUGAGUUCAUAGUUACUUCUAACAAAGACAAAACACCAAAAAGGAUUGGACCACUUCUAACCAUAUUUUGUGUUCAGUUUUUCAUUACUGAUGGUGUUAAUAUGACCUCACUUUGUAGUCAAUUUUCUGUAUCAAUGUGACAUGAUAACACAAGUGAAUGCAUAUUGUCGGCGGCUUUAAUUUGUAAUUAAGUGAUUAAGAUAGUGAUAUGUUUCCAUACAUAUAAUCAGCUUUCUGCUCUUUUAAGUAUUUCGUUAUGAUAUAGGCUUAGGCUUGUUAAUUAGUAACAAACUUGCUCGUUUGUUGCAAACUUAAAUGUAGGGAGUAUUAUUACUGGAAUAAAUAUUUAGUCUGGUUUUUUAUUUUUUGAAUUUUAAAGUCAAUCCGGAUUGGCACAAGCUCAAUGAGUCGUACAAAACUGAUAGCUCUGUAAAGUCGUUUGCUAAUCUUAAACAAUACUAUGAUCGUCUUGUAACCUUACCAUCAGUUCGCAAACUUAAAACGGAAAUCUAUGAAUCACGGCUCCAGCCAAAAAGCGUUUCAUUUAGUUCAGAGCCAUCUAGUAAUACUGUUGGUAAAACUCAUGCGUCUGAUAUGCUAUUUGAAAAGGGAGGAAAGUUCGGUGAACUCCCUGGUGCGAAAGUUGGGGAAGUAGUUGUUCGUUUCCCUCCGGAAGCUAGUGGAUAUUUACAUAUUGGACAUGCCAAAGCAGCGCUUCUAAAUCAACACUAUAGAGAUAUUUUCAAAGGUCGUUUGAUAUUACGUUUUGAUGAUACUAAUCCUGAUAAAGAAAAAGAAUACUUUGAAAAGUCGAUUCUUUCAGAUCUUCCUCGAAUCGGUGUCACAUGGGAUACCAUAUCGUCAACUUCUGAUCAUUUUGACGAGAUGUUAAAACUGUGUGAACAACUAAUCAAGGAAGGCAAAGCAUAUGUUGAUAACACAGACAUGGAAACUAUUCGUGUACAAAGGGAAGCACGCCAAAUGUCUGCUUGUAGAGAUAAUUCUAUCGAACAAAAUUUGGCUUGGUGGGAAGAAAUGAAAAAGGGAACGGAACAAGGACUAAAAUGUUGUGUACGUGCUAAAAUUGAUAUGUCUUCUAAUAACGGUGCUUUACGUGAUCCUACAAUAUAUCGUUGUAAAAUAGAACCACAUGUUCGGACAGGUUCUAAAUAUAAAGUGUAUCCGUUGUAUGAUUUUGCUUGCCCAAUAGUGGAUAGUAUUGAAGGCGUAACCCACGCUUUACGAACAUCUGAAUAUAAUGACAGAAAUGAACAGUACGCAUGGAUAUGUAAAAGUUUAGGUAUACGUUGUCCAAUUGUGAUCGACUAUAGCCGUCUUGCUCUACAAAAUACAGUCCUGUCAAAACGUAAACUGGCAUGGUUUGUAGAAGAAGGAAUUGUUGAUGGAUGGGACGAUCCAAGAAUGCCUACAGUUUCUGGUAUUCUUCGUCAUGGUAUGACUGCCGAAGGAUUACGUCAAUUUAUUUUGGCCCAAGGGUCUAGUCGAUCUUCUGCUUUGAUGGAAUGGGAUAAAAUCUGGUCAUUUAAUAAGAAAAUAAUUGAGCCUGUAGCUCCAAGAACUACUGCUCUCUUACUGGACUCUUCAUAUAUGGGUCAUAAUGGUACGCCUCCGGGUCUAGUUCGUGUUUACGUUCACGGCCAAACCGGCUAUACUGAGAAAAAGGUGCAAAUCCACCCAAAAAACGAAUCUCUUGGAUACCGUUCAAUCUUACUUGGUCCAGAAGUGUUUGUUGAGCAGGCCGAUGCAUUAUGUUUUAAAAAAGGUGAGAAUGUAACCUUCAUCAAUUGGGGUAAUCUUCGGAUAAUGGAUAUACAUAAACAAGGUCAACUAAUAGUAUCCAUUGAUGCUUGCCUUAAUUUGGAAGAUACUGAUUACAAGAAAACACUAAAAAUCACUUGGCUAACAGAUCCUAAAGAUUCCCACCUUCCAUUAAUUCCAGUUAGUUGUCUAACAUAUGAUAAUCUUUUAAGCAAAGCAAUUUUGGGCAAAGAUGAUGACUUCAAACUAUAUGUUAAUAAAUAUUCAAAAAAAGAACAAUGCUUACUUGGUGAUCCUGACUUGUGUCAUGUUAAAAAAGGUGACAUCAUACAGAUUCAACGUCGUGGUUUCUACAUUUGCGAUGCACCAUAUGAAUCAGCUUGCUUAGCUACUGGCCACGAAUCUCCUUGUGUUUUAAUUAACAUUCCGGAUGGUUCAUCUAAGGACGAUACUACUGUUAUCAAUUCUAAAGUUGAGUCAUCAAAGUCAGGAUCCGUCAAAACCAAUAAAACUGUUAAAAUUGAAAAUCUGACACCGGAAGAAGCAGCUAAAGCAGCUGAACAACAACGUCGAAAAGAAGAGAAGAAAGAAGCAAGGAAAGAGGGCAAAUUAAAAGCUAAACAACAAAAAAUAUCAGAAAAUGAACUAAGAACAAAAGUAAUUAGUCAUGAGACAAUCAGUAAACCAACUAAUGAUAAAUUAAUGUAUAAACGUUCCAAUCACGUUGAUUUAAUAAAAUGUGAACAAUCGAUACCAGCAUCUUCAAAAGUUGUCGUCAAAAAUGAAAAAGAAAAGGAGCCAUUGUUGAAAAAGUCUGGAACUAAAAAACAAUCUAAGUUAGCUAUCGAAGCAUCAAAGGAAACUGAUUUCUCUGAUUGGUACUCCGAACUGAUUAUAAAAUCCGAAUUACUAGAUUAUUAUGAUAUCAGUGGAUGUUAUAUUCUCCGUCCAUGGGCUUAUCAUAUGUGGCAGUCUAUUCAACGUUUUAUGGACGAAAAACUCAAGGUGAUGGGUAUAGAAAAUGCUUAUUUCCCGAUAUUUGUCUCAAAAUCAGCAUUGGAACGUGAAAAGAACCAUGUGGCUGAUUUCGCGCCUGAAGUGGCUUGGGUGACAAAAUCAGGUGAUACAGAUCUAACAGAGCCAAUCGCUAUUCGACCAACCAGUGAAACAAUUAUGUAUCCAAUAUUUGCUAAAUGGAUUCAAUCUCAUCGAGAUUUACCACUUCGUAUAAAUCAGUGGAGUAAUGUUGUCCGGUGGGAAUUUAAACAUCCACAACCUUUUUUACGUACACGUGAAUUCCUUUGGCAAGAAGGACAUACCGCCUUUGCAGAAAAAGCCGAUGCAGAAGCAGAGGUUCGUGUAAUAUUGGAUCUAUAUGCUGAAGUUUACGAAUAUUUACUUGCAGUUCCUGUGGUCAAAGGGCGUAAAACUGAACGUGAAAAAUUCGCCGGUGCAGAUUAUACAACAACUGUGGAAAUUUAUAUUGCUGGAAAUGGACGUGCAAUUCAAGGUGCUACAUCACAUCAUUUAGGUCAGAACUUUAGUCGUAUGUUUGAUGUGACAUACGAUCAUCCAGUAACUGGUAAACCUGCCUACGUCUAUCAAAAUUCUUGGGGUCUUACCACUCGUACACUAGGCGUUUUAAUUAUGGUACACAGUGAUGACAAAGGUCUUAUAUUACCACCGAGGGUCGCACCAUAUCAAAUUGUUAUUGUUCCCUGUGGCAUUACUGCAAAAACAACUGUGCAAGAGAGAGAUACUCUCUUGUCCGCUGCUCAUUCUAUAUUCGAGUUAUUAAAUAAGUCUAAACAAUUUCGUGUAUACUGUGAUGAUCGUGAUAAUGUAUCACCUGGAUGGAAAUUUAAUCAUUGGGAAUUAAAAGGAGUUCCUAUUCGCUUAGAAAUUGGUCCACAAGAAGUUGCUGAUAAAAAAGUUUGUUUAGUCCUUCGACAUAAUGGUGAAAGAGUAAAUGUACCAAUGGAUUCCCUUAUUAAUGAACUACCUCGUAUUCUUGAUGAUAUUCAUAGUGCAAUGUUUAACAAAGCGACAAAGUCAUUAGCUAGUCAUGUUAUGCCUGUGAAUAAUAUGAAUGAAUUAUGUACAGCUUUGGAUCAAAAGUCGCUUGCUUUAGCUCCAUUUUGCUGUGAUAGAGAUUGUGAAGAGGUGGUUAAGCAUGAAUCAGCCAGAAAUGUCAUUGUUGAACCUGGUGCACCAGCUAUGGGCGCAAAAAGUUUAUGCAUCCCGUUCGCUUGUGAUUUUAAUCCAACAUUGGUUUGUGGUAGUCCUGUUCCUGAUACACCAUGUUUCAAUCGCCAACAUUGUUCUCGUAAAGCAAUUUCUUAUACAUUGUUCGGUAGAAGUUACUAAGACCUAAUUUACUUACACACAUGUACAUGUAAAAAAUCCCUUUUCAUUAAAAUGAAAAACAAUAAUGUUCUGUCUUCAUCUGAGCAAAUAAACUCAGUUGGAUCUC
This is a messenger RNA of Schistosoma spindalis, 6190 nucleotides long. The record is from the annotation of a GenBank genome assembly. Lineage: Eukaryota; Metazoa; Platyhelminthes; Trematoda; Strigeidida; Schistosomatidae.